UCCGCCUCCCUCCCUCGGUCGGUCGAGUGAGUGACUACUGCCUGCCUGCCUGCAGCGACCGGAGCCUCAGCCUGACUCGUCCGCAGCGCUUCGCUCCUUCCAAGCCGCGCUCGGUCGCGGCUCCGUUUAAUGGCGCGCCGCCGCGGUCGCUGACGCACAUGGACAGUGGUCAAGAGAAGCCAUCCGCCGCCGCCGCCGCCGUCAUCUACGCUAUGGAGAACAAACCCAUCGUCACAUGUGCCGGGGACCAGGCCUUGUUCACGUCUCUCUACACAGCCCUGGCUCAGCAGCUGCCCCGCGAGCCCAUGGAGUGGAGGAGGACGUACGGACGCGCUCCCAAGAUGAUCCACCUGGAGGCCAACUUUGUCCAGUUCAAGGAGGAGCUGCUGCCCAAGGACGGCACCAAGGCCCUGCUCACCUUCCCCUUCCUGCACAUCUACUGGACCGACUGCUGCGACGCCGAGGCGUACCGCGGCUCGGUGAAGGAGGACGUGAGCCGAUGGCAGAGCAGCCUGCGAGCGCACGGCUCGGCCGACUGGCUCAUCAUCGUGGUGGACGGCGGCGACGGGCGCAAGAAGAACAAAGGCAACAUUCUGCCCCGCUCGUCCAUCGUGGACAAACUCCGCGGCGACUUCUGCAACAAGCAGAACGACAGGUGCGUGGUGCUGUCGGAGCCGCUGAAGGACUCGUCGCGCUCUCAGGAGUCGUGGAACUCGCUGCUGCUCAAGCUGAGGACGCUCCUGCUCAUGUCCUUCACCAAGAACCUGGGGCGCUUCGAGGACGACAUGCGCACCCUCAGGGAGAAACGCACCCAGCCCGGAUGGAGCUUCUGCCAGUACUUCAUGGUCCAGGAGGAGCUGGCGUUCGUCUUUGAGAUGUUGCAGCAGUUCGAAGACGCCUUGGUCCAGUACGAUGAGCUGGACGCGCUCUUCACGCAGUACGUGCUCAACUUUGGAGCCGGAGAUGCGGCCAAGUGGCUGGGCUCCUUCUGCUCUCCGGUGCUGAACUGGAGCGGCCUGCUGCUGCGGCGCCCCAUCGACAUGGAGAAGCGCGACAGCAUCCAGCGCGGCUCGGCCAGCCUUCUGGACCUGCGCAGCUACCUCUUCUCGCGCCAGUGCACCCUGCUCAUCUUCCUGCAGAGGCCCUGGGAGGUGACCCAGCGGGCCCUGGACCUGCUGCACAACUGCGUGCAGGAGCUGCGUCUGCUCGAGCAGGUGUCGGUGCUGCGGGGGGCGCUGGACUGCUGGGUCUUCCUCAGCUGCCUGGAGGUUCUGCACCGCAUCGAGAGCUGCUGCGACCGGGCCCAGCUGGCCGCCAACGCCUCGCACACGGUGGGACUGUGGGCCUACGCCGCCGACAAGCUCAAGGCUCUGGGCCACCUGUGCGGGCUGGUGUCGCGCAAAGGUCCCACCUCGGAAGACUUGAACCGGACGGUGGACCUGCUGGCCGGUCUGGGGGAUGAGCGCCCCGAAACCGUCAACAGCCUGCAGAGUCCCUACAAGAAGCUGAAAGAAGCCUUGUCCUCCGUGGAAGCUUUUGAAAGGCAUUACCUGGAGCUGUGCCAGGCGGCCAUGGAGAUGUACCGAGCCGUCGGCAGACUGCGCUCGGCCCGACUUUUGGGAAAAAGUCUGGCGGAAUUCUACAUGAGCAAGGGCGAGCCGGAGCGAGCAGAAGCCUUGCUGGCCGAGGCUCUGCGUUCGUACGUUUGCGAGGGCUGGACCUUUCCGGUCACCCACACCCGCAAACAGAUGGGCGAGUGCCAGAAGCUGCUGAGGCGAAGCGCCGACUCCUUGCGAACCAGCGCCUUACUGGCGGGUGACGGCAACCUCAGCGCGGAGGAGAGGAUGGGCUUUUGCCGCGACGUUCUCGACUACGCCGGCCAGCCUGCCGAUGGGGGCGGCGAUCUGUCCGCCACGCUGGACAUGGGCGUCUUGGCUCAGCUCACGCGGAUCCGAUUCGGGCCGGACGGCGCCUGCGUCCACUCUGGUGCAGCCCUGCGGGUGGAGCUGACGCUGCGUUGCCGGAUGCCUGUCGCCGUGCGGGUGGACGAGCUGGCAGUCGGCGUCCACCUGGACGCCGAGCGGGUCUCCAAAGGGGGCGCUCGCGGAGCGGCCCUCCCCGGCACGGUGGACUUUGAGGCGGCAGUCACUGCGCCGGGGCGGCCGUCCUCCCUGAGCGCCGGCCCCCCGCCGGAGAUGGACGAGGCGCACGACCGCAGCCCCUCGGACGAUUCCCUCAGCUCGGCGGGCGUGGUGUGCAGGAACGCCCACCUGCUGGUGCGUCGCCACGACAGCGGCUCGCCUCCGGACGCCUCCGGCCCCCCGGCCCGGAACGGCGCCGCGGGCGCGCCGCCCGCGGCCCCGAAGGAGGGCGCGCCGGUGCUGAGGGCGAGCGGCAUCACGCUGGAGCCCGGAGACAACAGCGUCGUCCUGGCCGCAGCGAGCAACGAGGCGGGCACCUACACGCUGCGGCAGCUGUGCGUCACCUUGGCCAAUGUCAGCUUUGUCCUGCCUCACAUCUACCCCUCUGUCCAGUACCACGUCUACUCUCAGGAACCGCAGCUCAGCGUCCGGCCGCUUUCAGAGCCGCUGCUGGCGGGCCUCCCGCAGAGGGUCAAGUUCACCCUGCUGACAGGCCACUACGCCGUGAGGAAGGGCGACGCCCUGCAGCUCAGUAACAGCGACAGCAUGCCCGUUCUGGCCCACGUCGGCUGCACGGCACGCAUCGCCAACAACGGAGGCGCCGUGGCGGAGAGCGCAUUGUCCGUCCAGUCCUCGGACAAAGUGACCAGCAUUGGCCUGCCUCCCACCCCUCCCUACCACACGCUGGAGUUCCAUCUGGAGGUCCUGUGCCUCAUCCCGCCUGGACCGGAGCGGCUCGCCGACGAAAGGCUGACCAACGGCGAGGCGCCGCGCCGGCCUCGCAGCUACAGUCACCCCGACACGGCCAUGGCUGCCAUCGAUCAGAGGAUUUCCAUCGACUGUCCGUGGUCCAUCUACUCCACCCUGCUGAGCCUCACUUUCCACAUCCCCUUCAAGACGGAGCACUCGCUACUAUCGGCCGGCAACAGGAAGUACAUCCAGGUAUGCGUGCACAAUGUGUCGGAUUGCGACUUCACGCUGGCCCACGUCAAACUGGCCGAGAAAGGGCCACGGCGGCGGGCCUCUCUGGAGAUGCCGUGCCUCAAUGCUUGCGCCCGGCAGUUGUUAUGCAGUAAGCAGAGUGUGUACUUCCUGUGGGAGGCCACGUGCAAGGAGGCUCUCCCGUCCAGUCUGGAGUGCGUCUUCUCGGCCAGCUUCUGUCCCCGCGGGCGCUGCGAGGACGCCGCUUUCGAGCCCUUCCACCACCACUUCCUGCUGGACAACGUGCCUACCUUGUACAGCGUGAGAGCCGACAUGGUUCCGCCGGCGGGUGAGCGUCACUGUCGCUCCGGCUCCCUCUGCGGCCUGGAGGUGGUCAUCGAGCGAGCGGCCCGGCCCGCGGACGGCGAAACGGCCGCCGACGACGACAAAACAGAGGCCGAGGGCCUCGAAAGCGGCAAAGUCAUGUAUGAAGUGGCAGACAGCAGCAGUAACUGGGCAGUGUGCGGUCGCAGUUCGGGCCUGGUGUCCAUGCCGUCGUCGGGCUCUUGGGCUCACAAAGUCCACAUCGAGGUCAUGCCGCUCUUCGCCGGCCAUCUUCCCUUCCCCAAGAUCAAGGUCCUCAAGUAUCUUCCUCACAACGCCAGCAGCGUCCAAGCAGACGCCGACAGCCAGGUGGAAAACGACAGCCUGUCUCUCCUGGACAAGACUUUGGACGACGCGGCGGCCGACACGGCCAGCGUGCGCAGUCGCGGCAGCGUCCAAUCGCUGGGCGAGCAGCAGCACAGGGGCGUGGCCCUGCCCCGUCUGGACCCCUUCGGACCCGGUCAGGUGUUCAACCACAGCCACGCUCGGCAAGUCCUGGUCCUGCCCGCCGCCGACGAGCACAUUGUGGAGGUCCACGCCACGUGACCGAGGGCAGGUACCCCUGGAGCGGCACCCGACUCACACUUGAGAGAGGGGCGGGGUGGGGCGGGGCGGCCGCCCGCCCGCCCGCCACACGUACACUCAAAACGGUCACCGGAGCGCUUCACGUGCUGGUGAUGUUCAUUGUUUGGCCUCCAUGUGUAUAUUGUAAAUGUUUGGGAGAAAACGUAUUUGAUUGACAGUCAUAUUAUUAAUAAAAUUCUCAAUUACGUUGCA
Molecule: messenger RNA, 4223 nt
Organism: Syngnathus typhle (broad-nosed pipefish)
Lineage: Eukaryota; Metazoa; Chordata; Actinopteri; Syngnathiformes; Syngnathidae
Gene: trappc10
Product: trafficking protein particle complex subunit 10
Exons: 24
Coding region: 159-3992 (1277 amino acids)
Biological process (GO): intra-Golgi vesicle-mediated transport; early endosome to Golgi transport
Cellular component (GO): TRAPPII protein complex
Source: RefSeq, a predicted model, not a curated record